Messenger RNA from Lycium ferocissimum, 1410 nucleotides. RefSeq names its product protein trichome birefringence-like 41. Gene Ontology annotation, cellular component: Golgi apparatus. Gene Ontology annotation, molecular function: O-acetyltransferase activity. The record is from RefSeq and is a predicted model, not a curated record. The transcript has 5 exons. Bases 173 to 1336 code for a protein of 387 amino acids. Lineage: Eukaryota; Viridiplantae; Streptophyta; Magnoliopsida; Solanales; Solanaceae.
CAGCAGUAGCCCACGUCUACAUUAGUUUUCUUGAUUUUAAUGACGCUACAAAAUUCAAGAGUACCUAAAUAUAUCUUUUAUUUAUCAAAUUGAAAUAUCUCAUACAUCCUAAUUGUUAUAGUGUGCCUCUCUUUCUCAGUUUUGGUUUGCUUAGAAAGAGAGAAUUAAGAACAUGGCUAAAGGUGUGAGUAGUACUUUUGUGUAUAUUCUUGGUGCAAUGUUUAUGUUGAGUUUCGUGUUUGUUUUCGAAGCCAUGUUGACAGUAUUCUCUAGGUUUUAUUCGGACGCGAUUGCCAAGAAAUUAGUUCAUACAGAAAGGAAUACAAUAGGAAUAUCAAAACAAGAAAAAGCAGAAAUAAUUACAAGUAAUUGCAACUUGUUCGAAGGAAGUUGGGUGUUGGAUGAUGAUCGUAUUGAUCCUUUAUAUAACACAACUACUUGUCCGUUUAUUCGAAAGACAUUUGAUUGUACCAAUCGGCCUGAUCGUCAAUAUCUUAAGUAUAAAUGGCAACCUACUGGUUGCGAUUUACCAAGGUUUGAUGGUAUUGAUCUUUUUAGGAGAUUCAAGGGGAAGCAGAUCAUGUUUAUUGGGGAUUCUCUAAGUCUAAAUAAUUAUGACUCUUUCUUAUGCCUUCUUUAUGUUUCAGUGCCUGGAAUGAACUAUAAGACCAAAUUAACCAACCAAAGCGUUACUGUUAUUUUUGAGGAUUAUGACGUUUCAGUCACAUUAUUCAACUCAUUAUUCCUAGUAGACGUUGAAAUGGAACAUAUUGGAAGAGUAUUAAAACUCAAUUCCAUUAAAAAUGGAGAGAUUUGGAAGCAAGCUGACGUUUUGAUCUUCAAUACUUGGCUUUGGUGGGCCAGGAGAAAGCCUAAGCAACCGUGGGACUAUAUUGAGGAUGGUGGCACGAUAGUGAAGGAUAUGAAUCGUAUGGCUGCAUUUCGAAGGGGAUUAAACACAUGGGCCAAAUGGGUUGAGACAGAAGUGGAUCUAACCAAAACCAAAGUUUUUUACCAAGGGGAAGCUGCUUCUCAUCACCAUGGAGAAGCUUGGGGUGAGCCAGGAGUGAAGGGUUGCUCAAAUCAAACAACACCUGUAGUUGGAUCAAUUUAUCCAGGUGGCUUGCCUUUACCUGCACAAAUUGUGAAACAAGUCUUGAAGAACAUGACAAAUUCAGUAUUCUUGUUGGAUAUUACAAUCCUUUCACAUUUAAGAAAAGAUGGACACCCAAGCAAUUACAAUGGCUACGGAGGCAUUGAUUGUACACAUUUUUGCCUUUCUGGGGUUCCUGAUACUUGGAACCAACUAUUUUAUGCUUCUUUAUUAACGUCUUAGGACAUUGGACAGCCGUGUGCUAUGUACCACUAAUUCUUCUUUUCUAAUUCUAGUGAAACACUCAUUUUGUGUGU